Molecule: messenger RNA, 1523 nt
Organism: Mercurialis annua (annual mercury)
Lineage: Eukaryota; Viridiplantae; Streptophyta; Magnoliopsida; Malpighiales; Euphorbiaceae
Product: ethylene-responsive transcription factor RAP2-12
Exons: 3
Coding region: 126-1265 (379 amino acids)
Biological process (GO): regulation of DNA-templated transcription; ethylene-activated signaling pathway
Molecular function (GO): DNA binding; DNA-binding transcription factor activity
Source: RefSeq, a predicted model, not a curated record
CUCAAUGCCUUCCUAAAUCUUAUUGAAAACCCCCCGACGUUUUUGUAAUUCUAAUUUCCACCCCAAAACUUACACAAACUCUUACAUUUACAUCCUUCUGAGAAUUCCCAACAUCAAAAACCACCAUGUGUGGCGGUGCAAUCAUUUCCGACUUCAUACCUCCGACCAUUUCCGGUCGAGCUUCACUCCGCAAAUUAACAUCCGAUUUCCUGUGGCCUGAUCUAAAAAAACCGGUUGCUAAGCAGUGCUCAAAACCGGUUGUUGUUGAUCUUGACGAUGACUUCGAGGCUGAUUUUCAAGAAUUUAAAGACGAAUCUGACGUCGAUGAUGAAGCUGAUGAUGUCUUGUUUGAUGUCAAGCCUUUUGCUUUCUCCGCCGCGAAAGCUUCUCCUCCUCGGAAUCGCGCUGCCUCCGCCGGCCCUACAGCUGUGAAAUCUGUGGAAUUUAGUGGCCAAGCUGAAAAAUCUGCAAAGAGAAAGAGAAAGAAUCAGUACAGAGGAAUAAGGCAGCGCCCGUGGGGAAAAUGGGCUGCUGAGAUCCGUGAUCCCAGAAAAGGGGUGCGUGUCUGGCUAGGAACAUUCAAUACUGCAGAAGAAGCUGCAAGAGCAUACGAUGCUGAGGCACGUAGAAUUCGUGGCAAGAAAGCUAAAGUAAACUUUCCCGAUGAAGGAGGCCCACGUUCUUCUCCAAAGCCUUCAGCGAAGGCAAAUCUUCAAAAACCUCUUCCCAAGGUGAAGCCGACUGAGAGUUUCAGUUACUUGAACAACCUGGAAAAUGACUGCUUCAAUAUGGACUUUGUUGACGAGAAGCCACCAGUGAGCCAGUUUGGUCUUAUGAGCUCUUUUCCUACUGGAACGAAAUCCAAUGUCCCCAUGUAUUUCAAUUCCGAUCAAGGGAGCAACUCAUUUGACUGUUCCGACUUUGGAUGGGGAGAGCAGGCUUCGAAGACUCCGGAAAUCUCAUCUGUAGUUGCAGAUACCCCAGAAGUCGAUGAAUCACUAUUUAUGGAGGAUGCUAACCCGAAAAAGAAAAUGAAGUAUAAUUCUGGGAGUCAGAUGCCUGAACAACAAAACAACGGAAAAUCUCUAACCGAUGAGCUGUUGGCUUUUGACAAUCAGAUGAACUUCCAGAUGCCAUAUCUUGAAGGAAAUUGGGAGUCAUCUCUCGAUAGCCUUCUUAAUGGAGAUGCAACUCAGGACAGCGGAAACCCGAUGGACCUAUGGAGCUUCGACGACUUCCCUUCUCUAGUAGGAGGAGUGUACUGAGAAAACUCAUAAUCGCGGGUUAGCAUUUGUAAAUAAAGCUACAUGUUAGGAUCUGAAAUGUAGUAGAAGCACAUCUGAACAUGGCUUAAUCUGGUGUGGAGAAGUGUUGUUCUGGAAGAGCUUAUGGUACAAGACUAGUAUAUAGGUAUUUAGAUUUCCUUCUAAAUUUUCAGACAUUGGACUGUAAUUGAAAUUGGUGUGUGAUUGGUCUUGAAACCUGAAACCAUAUAAAAAUAUUAACCCUGCUGUUCUUCUUCA